AUGAGUUCAAAACUAGUUAUUCCUAGAGAAUAUUCCAAGGAAAUCCGUGCGAUGGUUAAUGGUACUUUUCCUUCCAAGCCAAAAUUUACCGAAGAACAAUAUCCUAAGUUAGAUGGUAAAGUUGUUAUCGUUACUGGUGGAUCGUCUGGUCUUGGCUUAGAAGUGGCGAAAUCUCUCUUAGGUUCUACAAAUGCAAAGGUGUACAUAUUUGCUAGAGAUAAGGCUAAAAUUGAUAAAGCUAUUAAAAAAUUACAAUUAGAAGUUGCUCAAGAAUAUAAUAAGAAAGAAUUAAACGUUCAUUCUAUUGUGAUUGAUUUAAGUGAUUUGACUACCAUCAAACCAGCUGCUGAAGAAUUUUUAAGUAAAGAAAAGAGAAUAGAUAUUAUCAUUCAUAAUGCUGGUGUAAUGACUCCUCCGCUUGGAUCCAAAACGAAACAAGGGUAUGAGUUACAAUUAGGAACCAACAACAUAGGUCCUCACUUACUUCAAAAGUUUUUAGACCCUUUGUUUAUCAAAACUUCAAAACAAAACAAGCCAGGAGAAUCAAGAAUAGUCUAUGUUUCAGCCUCCGCAAUUUUUCAUGCCCCCAAAGGUGGUAUUCAUUAUGCCGAUCCAAAUUUUAAAAGUACUAAAGCUGAACCUUUCGAAAUUUACGCUCAAAGUAAAGCAGUUAAUAUCUUAAGUGCAAAAUAUUGGACAAAAGCCCAUCCAGAAGCUACAAAUGUUGUUACGGUCAGUUUAUGCCCUGGAUUUUUGAAAACUGAAUUGCAAAGACAUUUGGUUGGAUUUGAAGCAUUCAUGAUUAACAAGUUGGUUCAUAAGGCUAGACUUGGAGCAUAUACUGAAUUAUACGCAGCCCUUUCCCCAGAUUUGACAAGAUCAAAAACAGGAUCCUACGUUGAAUCUUUCGGAAAAUUAGGUAAGGAUAGAAGUGAUUUAGAUGUUAUAGCUGCAAAGAAAGCUUGGGAAUUUUUAGAUCAACAAGUUGAACCUUACUUGUAA
Messenger RNA from Scheffersomyces coipomensis, 1002 nucleotides. Its product is annotated as short-chain alcohol dehydrogenase. The record is from RefSeq and is a predicted model, not a curated record. Lineage: Eukaryota; Fungi; Ascomycota; Pichiomycetes; Serinales; Debaryomycetaceae. The coding region runs from base 1 to 1002 and encodes 333 amino acids. The transcript has a single exon.